Messenger RNA from Sphaeramia orbicularis (orbiculate cardinalfish), 1200 nucleotides. It is a transcript of the gene polr2k, whose product is annotated as RNA polymerase II, I and III subunit K. Lineage: Eukaryota; Metazoa; Chordata; Actinopteri; Kurtiformes; Apogonidae. Gene Ontology annotation, biological process: DNA-templated transcription. Gene Ontology annotation, molecular function: zinc ion binding; DNA binding. The coding region runs from base 91 to 267 and encodes 58 amino acids. Gene Ontology annotation, cellular component: RNA polymerase III complex; RNA polymerase I complex; RNA polymerase II, core complex. The record is from RefSeq and is a predicted model, not a curated record. The transcript has 4 exons.
GACAACCGCUGUGCGCAUGUGCAGUUAGUUGUGUGUCUGAUGAAAGAAAAGGAAAAAGUCAACGUUUCGCGUGUUUGAAAAGAAUAAAAUAUGGAUUCACAAAAAGACCUGCAACCGCCAAAGCAGCAGCCUAUGAUCUACAUAUGUGGAGAAUGCCACACUGAAAAUGAAAUCAAGGCCCGUGAUCCGAUCCGAUGCAGAGAGUGCGGCUACAGGAUCAUGUAUAAAAAGAGAACAAAAAGAUUGGUUGUUUUUGAUGCCCGGUGAAGAAGAGAGGAGCAGUCUUUUUUUUUUUUUUUUUUUUUUUAGUGUUUGACCAUGUAAAUAAAAAGAGACAUUUUGGAAUAUGCUCUGGCCUCCAGGCUUUGCUCCACAUUUUUAAAUGAUCUGUUUUCUGUCAACACUGUCCUACUUCUGAGUGAUUGAUGAUGGUUUACUAAAACAUUUUCACAUACCUUGACUGUAAUGCCUUUGCUUUACUUGUAUGAACCUGUGGCUGAGUAGAAGAAGACAGUUCUGAGUUAAGAUACUUAAUUACAGAAAACAAAUUUCUCAAUACCCUAACCCAGUCCUCUUUUUUUUUUUUUCCUUUUUUUUAAUUGCCACAAUGAAUAUUUAGUUUGUAGCUCCUGAAUGCUGCGUUAUAGAAGACAAAUAGCUCGGUGUGAUGUCACUGGUAUAGUCCAGUCAUCGUUAACCUUUUUGACUUUUUUGUCUUUUUGUUUGUGAGCACUGUUACUAGUUGCAUUUAUUUUUCAGACUUUAUUCUGUUUGAAUAGCCAAAGAACAAUUUAAAAACCAUUAAAAUUAUAGCUUGGAGCCCCAAAGUAAUCUUUUUACAGCAAACAACCUCUGGGGGACAUGGACAGUGUAUUGAGAUCAUUUACAUCACUAAAAGUACUAAUAUUACAAUGUGCAAAUAUUCCACUACAGAUUAAAGUCCUGCAUUCAUAACCUUACUUAUGCAUUUAAGUAUUACCACAAAACAUGCUCAAUGUAUAAAAAGUCAGUAUCUCAAAUCCACCUAAUAUCACUCAAUUUUAGGAAAAAAUUCUUCACUGCUCUGUGAUGUGCUUUGUAAUUUCAGAAAAUAAUGUUCUUAGUCCUAGUAAACACCAUGCAAUAUUUCAGGCUCAUCUUCAUUAGUUACAGAAAUGUUGAGGCUGUGAAAGUGGAGCAAAUGGGGAUCCUGAUUUCACU